This is a messenger RNA of Morus notabilis, 1810 nucleotides long. RefSeq names its product mitogen-activated protein kinase homolog MMK2. The transcript has 6 exons. The record is from RefSeq and is a predicted model, not a curated record. Gene Ontology annotation, molecular function: MAP kinase activity; ATP binding. NCBI's taxonomy places the organism in Eukaryota, Viridiplantae, Streptophyta, Magnoliopsida, Rosales, Moraceae. Bases 236 to 1354 code for a protein of 372 amino acids. Gene Ontology annotation, biological process: intracellular signal transduction; protein phosphorylation. Gene Ontology annotation, cellular component: cytoplasm; nucleus.
CACAUCACACUCGGCAGAAAGCACUGUCGAAACCCGUUUUCUAAAUUUCCUGUUCUUUUUUUUUUUCGGAAGACCAAAAAAGGAAAGAAAGAAAUGUAAAAAAUCUUUACAUUUUCUUCCUCAGAUUCGCCAUUUGCAACUCCUCCUCCGACUUAGUUUUCUUCUUCUUUUGAAUUCCGACCAUUAAACCUCAGUUGGGUCGUUUUUAGAAUCCCAAUUCUGGGCUCAAAUUCCGAUGGAUUCGGGCUCUGCUUCAGCGGAAACCAACAUCCGAGGAAUACCCACCCAUGGCGGAAGAUUCGUACAGUACAAUGUGUACGGAAACCUCUUUGAAGUUUCCAGGAAGUACGUCCCUCCUAUUCGCCCUGUUGGGAGAGGUGCUUAUGGAAUUGUUUGUGCUGCUGUUAAUUCAGAGGCACGUGAGGAGGUUGCCAUUAAGAAAAUUGGUAAUGCAUUUGACAACAGAAUAGAUGCCAAAAGGACUCUACGCGAAAUCAAAGUUCUCCGGCACAUGGACCAUGAAAAUGUUAUUGCCAUCAAAGACAUCGUACGACCACCACAGAGGGAAAACUUCAAUGAUGUCUAUAUCGUAUACGAGUUAAUGGACACUGAUCUCCAUCAAAUAAUACGUUCCACCCAGUCAUUGACAGAUGAUCAUUGUCGGUACUUUCUGUAUCAGUUGUUGCGAGGACUAAAAUAUGUACAUUCGGCAAAUGUUUUGCAUCGCGAUCUAAAGCCUAGUAAUUUGUUCCUGAAUGCAAAUUGUGAUCUUAAGAUUGGAGAUUUUGGGCUUGCAAGGACGACUUCUGAAACUGAUUUCAUGACCGAGUAUGUUGUUACUCGUUGGUACCGUGCGCCGGAGUUGCUCCUUAACUGUUCAGAAUACACUGCAGCAAUUGAUAUAUGGUCAGUAGGUUGCAUUCUUGGUGAAAUAAUGACCAGAAAACCCCUGUUUCCUGGAAGAGAUUACGUUCAUCAGCUGAGACUUAUAACUGAGCUCAUUGGUUCGCCUGAUGAUACAAGCCUAGGAUUCUUACGAAGUGAUAAUGCCCGAAGAUAUGUUCGUCAGCUUCCACAGUACCCGAAGCAACAGUUCUCUCUUAGGUUCCCCAACAUGUCUGCAGGUGCUGUUGAUUUGCUAGAAAAGAUGCUUAUCUUUGACCCAAAUAGGCGCAUUACAGUUGAUGAGGCUCUUUGCCACCCGUACUUGGCUCCUCUUCACGACAUCAAUGAGGAGCCUGUCUGCCCUAGGCCUUUCAUUUUUGAUUUUGAGCAACCAUCGUUUACUGAAGAGAACAUCAAGGAGCUCAUAUGGAGAGAGGCUGUGAAGUUCAACCCUGAUCCAACUGAUUGAGGAUUAUGUGGUUAUCUGUUGUAUACACUUGAGAAAAUUACCCAAUUAAAUGAUUGACAACGAUGAUCAUAAGGAUGCGGUGGAUCCCUCCAAAGAAAAAAAAGAUUGUCGUGAGAUGUCAUUCAUCAUCACCAUUAUCAGACACAUCUUUGGAUUUCUGUAAACAUAUUCAACCUAGUGAAAAGAUAUUCAGUAGUAGAAAUAGUUUCGAGGUUUGCCUACUUUAUGGAGCUCCAAUCCCUCACUGUUGCAGGUUUGCUCUUUUAUCGUAGACUUACGAGCUGAGUUUAGUGAAUUAGCAAUGGAAAACCACAAUUUCUACCUUUUCCACGUUGAGGAGUGCAUGGAAUAAACUUUAGCAUUAAUUCAAUGCAAUCCGCGCGUAUUGUAUGACCAAUAAGUCUAUUGUUUGGAUUAGUUGGUGGUGCCACUAUGAAGAAAUGCCUCGCUUUGCUA